AUGGUUGGAAGGCAAAGUGGCAGUGUGAAGCCUGGAGAAGCUCCGGCUAUCAAAGAAGGGACUACUAGCUUCAGGCAUGAUGCGAGCACUUUGGCGGAGAUUUGGGAUAGUGCUGGGGUUCAAAGGGCGACCAGAUGGGAGGUGGAGUGCUCGCUUGACGAGGUUGGGGUUCAACCCAGAAUCAAGAAUGCUGUCGAAGAUGAGAAAUCCAGGAGAUUGUUCCCUACUAUCCCAGAGGAGGGAUAG
Messenger RNA from Penicillium samsonianum, 246 nucleotides. RefSeq lists its product as uncharacterized. The transcript has a single exon. The record is from RefSeq and is a predicted model, not a curated record. NCBI's taxonomy places the organism in Eukaryota, Fungi, Ascomycota, Eurotiomycetes, Eurotiales, Aspergillaceae. Bases 1 to 246 code for a protein of 81 amino acids.